UGGAGCCCAAAGCGGUUUGGAAAACUUCGUGGGUGCUGAACGACAGGCAGACACACGUGAAGCCUCCGAAACCGGACUGGGGACUGGCGAAAACUCUGCAUCAACACUGAAAGUUGUCAGAUCUUUACAUGACGGGCCUGGUGCGGCCAUCCCUGAUGAGCUGUCGCUUACUCUGUGGCACCUCAUUGACUUCAAGUCACCAGCUGUGACAUGAUAUGAAACCAUCAGGGGGUAACGCGGUUCUGGCACAGCGUGUUGGAAUUACAGAAGCCCCUAUGAGGUUCGGCGUUUUUAAGAUUCAUUUUUCCCGGAAAUGGCAAGUCGUGCCAUAUUGAUGGAGCGGACAGCGGUUUUGAUAUGCAGCCUACUCAUCCUAAUCAUCGGUCUCUGUGUCGGGUCUCCUAACCACAGCCGCCGGCUGGUCUGCUGGAAAGCCAUUAUGAAGUGCCAUGGAGAGCCGGACUGUCGCUACGCUUAUGAUCAGUACCUUUAUGCCUGCGCGUCUGUCAUCAGUGGGGAGCGCAAGAAGUGUCCCAGUCACUGCAUAUCUUCUCUGAUUCAGCUCAAUCUAACCCAGAGCGGCCCGGCUCUGGAGGACUGCGACUGCGCCCUGGACUCGGUCUGCAGGAGCACCAAACAAGCCAUCGAGCCGUGCCUGCCGCGGACCAGUAGCAUGGGCUGCACAGAGGCCCGACGGCAGUGUGAGAUGGACCUGUCUUGCAGCACUGCAAUGAGGGAUUAUUUAUUUCACUGCCGAAAACUUUUCGGAGGGGGACGGUGCUCGGAUGGGUGCCGAGGGGUGAUAGCCAACAUGCGCUCCAUACCCAAAGCGCAACAGCUAGACACUUGUGAGUGUGAUGGCACGGAGAGGAACAUAUGCGAGUACAUAAAAGUCAGCAUGAAAACGUUCUGCUCUGAUUCCGGGGACAGGUUCGCGGGAAGCGGAUUUUCAGACUCUGAGGAGGAUUCAGAGGAUGAUUACAUCGACCAGGGGGAUUAUCUGUAUGUGGAAAACUCAAGUGACUCCACGCGUUGUCAGACUCUGCUGAAUGUCCUGACCACCAUUUUGGUUUUAACCAAAUUAAUCUGAAAAGCAGCGAAAGUGUUCCAGUGGUCCAGGAAUCAACUCACCUCGCUAGAAUCUGUCUGCUUUGUUGUAACCAGCCAUUUUCUUUAUUGUCAUCAAACUAACACUAAAUUCUGCAUAAACAUUCUGCUUCUCUUCUGCAAAAGUUCAUAUAAUUCAGGACAUUUGCUGUUUGUUAAUCACUCAUGUCAAAAGCAUGUCAGUGAAAGUUUGUGGAUCAGAUCAAGUGGGUUAUAGAAUAUUUAGCCUAUUACUUUAUGUAUAUAUAUGUGUUCAAAAAUGUUAUCUGUCAUCUGAUAAUGCUGAAGGAGCCUAUUUUUGUAUGUCAUCUAUAUAAGGGUAAAUUGUACAGCAUAUUGUAUAAAAUUAUUUUUAUCACAGUACUUGUUCAUGAGUGAUGAGAGAUUUGCACUGUAGAUGAAUAACUGAGUCCCACUCAUUUACUGCAUUACUACCACGGAGAAAGGAAAUAUGUUUUGUGUAAAAGUGCCUAAAAGUCUUUAUGUUGGCUUUAUUCACCAAUACGUGACCAUAUCAGAGGCAGGCUGUGAAAGCAGAGCAGUUCUUUUUUACCAGAUGUACAGAGACUUUCUCCACACUCCCUUCAUUAAAAACCAAAGUUGAUGUAAGUCACUAAAACUUGUCUAAAACCCAGGGCAGGUCAUGCAUCUGAAAAAAAAAAGAAGCUCUUAAGAGCGUGAUACACUUGACCUUUUAAACGUGGAUGUUUGCAUAAGGUAUAAAGCUUAGUUCUUGUAAACUGUUCAAACAGAUGAGAGAAAGGUAAACCCCCUCCUCUUGGGGAUUUGCAGCACAAAUGGGUCCAAGAAGAGUUUGGUUUCUUUAGCUUCACCCCACAUGUUUGUUAGAAGUCGUCACAAAGACACAUUUAGGGAAAAAAAAGUUGCCUGUGUUCGGGUGAGUGGAGAUUUGAAGUGCCCAUUGUGAACACACUCCUCUGAAUGUACAUGCACGUUAAAUAAA
Toxotes jaculatrix (banded archerfish) is the source of this 2071-nucleotide messenger RNA. RefSeq names its product growth arrest-specific protein 1-like. The transcript has 2 exons. Bases 314 to 1090 code for a protein of 258 amino acids. Lineage: Eukaryota; Metazoa; Chordata; Actinopteri; Toxotidae. Gene Ontology annotation, biological process: regulation of cell cycle. The record is from RefSeq and is a predicted model, not a curated record.